CCACUUACUUGAGCUCAUGGCUACCGGGGAGGUUCGCUACUGUUCCAGGUUCCCCUACCUGUGCCUGAAGUUUACCCUCAUCGCAUACAGCACCAUUUUCUGGAUGAUCGGUGCUGUGGUCCUGGCUGUCGGGAUAUAUGCGGAAGUGGAGAGGCAGAAGUACAAAACGCUUCAAGGCGCCUUCUUGGCUCCAGCUAUCAUCCUCAUCCUCCUAGGAAUUCUUAUGUUUGUAGUGUCCUUCAUUGGAGUCCUGGCCUCUCUGCGGGACAAUCUGUGCCUUCUUCAAUCGUUCAUGUACAUACUGGGGCUCUGCCUUCUCCUGGAGCUCAUUGGUGGGGUCGUCGCCCUGAUCUUCAGACACCAGACCAUGGAUUUCCUGAACAGCAAUAUUCGCCGGGGUAUACGGAAUUAUUACGACGACCUGGACUUUAAAAACAUAAUGGACUUUGUGCAGAAUCAGUUCAAGUGUUGUGGAGGAGAGGAGUACAUGGACUGGGAAAAGAACGAGUACCACUCUUGUACAGCUCCAGGGCCUCUUGCAUGCGGUGUUCCCUACACGUGUUGCAUUGCUAACAAGACGGCUGUGACGAACACAUUGUGUGGAUACCAAGCCAUGAAGUAUAGUAGACAGGAAGCCCAGAAGUUCAUCCAUGUCAGAGGCUGUACAAACGCUGUCAUUCUGUGGUUUCUGGACAAUUACACCAUCAUGGCCGGAGUAUUGCUCGGAAUUCUUCUUCCACAGUUCCUUGGAGUCCUUCUCUCCCUCCUCUAUAUCAGCCGUGUAGAAGACAUCAUCAGUGAAUGGAACAGUUCAGCUGAUGUCCUCCUAGAAAGGCACGAGAUUGAGUUCUCCAGUAAAGGUUGCUGCAGAUGUUAUCCAGGAAUAGAGUCUGAUGCCUGAGCCGAACUGUAUGCACCCACCCACUAACAACCACUAAACAUUAACUCUGAAGCUUGUCACGAGCAAACGUUGUCCACUCCAAGAAGAUAAAGUUGGAUUAAUGAAUGGGUUCUUGGCAUUUACUGGCAUUCUUCAGGGAGUCCCAGGUGACCUUCAGAGAACUGUCUGGUGCCUAGUGACUGCUAUAGCGGAUCAUCACUGUAUUGUUUCUC
This is a messenger RNA of Nanorana parkeri, 1113 nucleotides long. RefSeq names its product tetraspanin 15 (gene TSPAN15). Gene Ontology annotation, cellular component: membrane. The record is from RefSeq and is a predicted model, not a curated record. Bases 17 to 901 code for a protein of 294 amino acids. Lineage: Eukaryota; Metazoa; Chordata; Amphibia; Anura; Dicroglossidae. The transcript has 8 exons.